AUCAAACUUCUCAGUUUAUUAAAAAAAAAAACCAACUUUGAAGGACAAAAAAAAAUCAGAGCUCACUCACUCUCUCUCUGAGAACCCUAGCAUGGGAUUUCCCGUAGGAUACACAGAGGUUUUCUUACCGAAGCUAUUCGUACAAACGCUUUCAAUUCUAGGCUUCAUCAGAACCGUCGUCUUCUCCAUCUUCCGCUUCUUGGGUCUCUCAGAUUUUCUCGAGAUGGACCAAACCUGGCCCGACUACACAACGCACCCGACCCGAACACCCGAAACCCGCUCACCCUUCUCCGCGCUCCUUAUCAGAGAGAUCUUACCGGUUAUCAAAUUCGAAGAGAUAACAAACUCCGGAGAAGAUUUACCGGAAAACUGCGCAGUCUGUCUAUACGAGUUCGAAGGGGAGCAAGAGAUCCGGUGGCUGAGAAACUGCAAACAUAUAUUCCACAGGAGCUGUCUUGACCGUUGGAUGGAUCAUGAUCAGAAGACGUGUCCACUCUGCAGAACACCGUUCGUUCCAGAUGAGAUGCAAGAAGAGUUUAAUCAACGGCUAUGGGCUGCUUCUGGUGUUCAUGAUUUUCACAGUGAGUACUGUCCCGUCACCGAAUUAUUAUAGAAAACAGAGACACCACGCUUUCUUUCUUUUUUCUUUUUUUUUUUAAGUUGUUGUUGUUUUUGACUUUUCACCCCUCUCCCCUUCUUCCCUCUUGUACUUUUUGAUUUUGCUUUCUUCACCCUUUUACUGACACUAAUUAUAUUUGCCACGCUUUUAUGUGUGUAUGUAUACUACUACCAUAUGAAUGAGAGAUGAGCAAUAAACUACUA
Capsella rubella is the source of this 822-nucleotide messenger RNA. RefSeq names its product E3 ubiquitin-protein ligase RHA1B. Gene Ontology annotation, biological process: protein ubiquitination. The transcript has a single exon. Gene Ontology annotation, molecular function: ubiquitin protein ligase activity; zinc ion binding. NCBI's taxonomy places the organism in Eukaryota, Viridiplantae, Streptophyta, Magnoliopsida, Brassicales, Brassicaceae. The record is from RefSeq and is a predicted model, not a curated record. The coding region runs from base 92 to 613 and encodes 173 amino acids.